AUAUUUAAGUGUAAGAGGUCGCUCACUCGCUUUAAAGUAUUUUAUCUAACCAAAAUGGCGGUGUCGAGGAUUUUCGGCAAUCAAGCACUACGUAGAUGGGCUUUCAACUUGACAGGCUACAACAAACUAGGUUUACUUCAUGAUGAUUGUCUUAAUGAAACUGAGAUAGUAAAAGAAGCUGUUCGUCGACUUCCUCCCGACCUUCAAGAUGCAAGAACAUAUCGUAUGCUACGAGCAAUGCAGCUAAGUUUACAGCAUAAUAUUCUUCCAAAAGAACAGUGGACUAAAUUUGAAGAGGAUGUUCGAUAUCUGGAGCCAUACAUGAAUGAGGUGAAAAUGGAAAUGAAGGAAAAACAAGAAUGGAACAAGAAUUAUUGAGUAAAUUACUUACGUAGGAAGCACUAAUUAUUAAAGAUUAAAGAAAAUACUGACUUUAGGAACACUGCUAUUCUAUGUUGUUAUAGUUGCAGUUUCUUUAUGAUCGAGGUUAACUGUAGAAAUGGAUCAUAAAAAUAAAAUCUUAACCAAAAGUUUUAAAAGA
Limulus polyphemus (Atlantic horseshoe crab) is the source of this 541-nucleotide messenger RNA. Its product is annotated as cytochrome b-c1 complex subunit 7-like. Lineage: Eukaryota; Metazoa; Arthropoda; Merostomata; Xiphosura; Limulidae. The coding region runs from base 55 to 378 and encodes 107 amino acids. The transcript has 4 exons. Gene Ontology annotation, biological process: mitochondrial electron transport, ubiquinol to cytochrome c. The record is from RefSeq and is a predicted model, not a curated record.